CGGGUUCCGGCGCCGUUCCGCGGGAGGGGCGGGGCUUCGCGGCCGCCGGCCCUGGGCCCGAACAGCUUAGCGCGCAGAACUGGGCGAGGGAACCGACUCGGUGGGAUGGAGGCGGGCGGCGUGGCAGACUCUGUCCUUUCCGGUGCCUGCGUGCUCUUCACCCUGGGCAUGUUCUCCACUGGCCUCUCGGACCUCAGGCACAUGCAGAGGACACGGAGCGUGGACAGCAUCCAGUUCCUGCCUUUUCUCACCACGGAUGUCAACAACCUGGGCUGGCUGAGUUAUGGAGUCUUGAAGGGAGAUGGGACCCUCAUCAUCGUCAAUGCCGUGGGGGCUGUGCUUCAGACUCUUUAUAUCCUGGCAUAUCUGCACUACAGUCCUCAGAAGCAUGCUGUGCUCCUGCAGACCGCAGCCCUGCUAGGGGUCCUGCUCCUGGGUUAUGGCUACUUUUGGCUUCUGGUGCCAGACCUUGAGGCCCGGCUCCAGCAGCUAGGCCUCUUCUGCAGCGUCUUUACCAUCAGCAUGUACCUCUCACCACUGGCUGACCUGGCCAAGAUCAUUCAGACUAAAUCAACCCAGCGUCUCUCUUUCUCGCUCACCAUUGCCACCCUCCUUUCCUCCACCUCCUGGUCCAUCUAUGGGUUUCGACUCAGAGACCCUUACAUCACGGUACCCAACCUCCCAGGAAUCCUCACCAGCUUGAUCCGCCUUGGGCUUUUCUGCAAGUACCCCCCAGAGCACGACAGAAAAUACCACCGACUUCUGCAGACCUGACCACAGCCGCCUUAGGGCCAACGUGAUACCAAAAAGAGCUCUUGUUUCUGCUGGUCCUCCUGACCAAUUCCGUGGAUGCAAUGGGUUGUAAGAAAAAAGCUGAUUUUGAAAAUAGAGGGAUCAAGGAAAGACCUUUACGUAGAUCGGAUGGGACCUAUGGGAUGAAAUCACAUUUUUUAAAUAGAUGAUCUUUUCUCAUUUUGGAGGCUGAGGUGGUAUCUUUAGAAUGUGCCCUAAAAUAAACUGUUCCCUGCCCCUGCC
Molecule: messenger RNA, 1035 nt
Organism: Peromyscus maniculatus bairdii (prairie deer mouse)
Lineage: Eukaryota; Metazoa; Chordata; Mammalia; Rodentia; Cricetidae
Gene: Slc50a1
Product: solute carrier family 50 member 1
Biological process (GO): carbohydrate transport
Cellular component (GO): membrane
Molecular function (GO): sugar transmembrane transporter activity
Source: RefSeq, a predicted model, not a curated record